Molecule: messenger RNA, 1041 nt
Organism: Schistocerca gregaria
Lineage: Eukaryota; Metazoa; Arthropoda; Insecta; Orthoptera; Acrididae
Product: triokinase/FMN cyclase-like
Exons: 2
Coding region: 1-1041 (346 amino acids)
Biological process (GO): glycerol catabolic process
Cellular component (GO): cytosol
Molecular function (GO): glycerone kinase activity
Source: RefSeq, a predicted model, not a curated record
AUGGUGGAAGACGUGCUGAAAGGCACGGUGCUCGCGAACCCGGACCUGUCGCUGCUGGAGGGGGAGCGCGUGGUGAUGGUGCGCGACCAGGAGCAGCUGCGCGGGAAGGUGAAGGUGGUGUCCGGCGGCGGCACGGGCCGCGAGCCGUGGCCCGCGGGCUACGUGGGCGCCGGGCUGCUGGCCGCCGCCGUGCUGGGGGACGCCAACACGGCGCCGCCGCCGCGCCUCAUCUUGCGCGCCCUGCGCCACCUCGCCUGCGGCCACUUCCAGGGCAUCCUCGUGCUCGCGCGCAACAUCACGGGCAACCGCCUCAACUUCGGCGCCGCCGUCGAGAUGGCGCGCGCCCAAGACAUCGAAGUCAGGAUGGUGCUGGUCGGGGCGGUCGCCCGGCCGUCAGACAAGCGACGAGCGCUGCGCGACGUCGACGCCACCGCCGUCCUCUGCAAGAUCGCGGGCGCCAUGGCCGAGAGCGGCUUCUCGCUCGACGAAAUCUUUCACCUGUGCCAGACUCUGGCUACUAACGACUUGACAACCGUCUCCACGAGCUUGACGGCGCCCUCCCUCGCGGGUUUCGUCACCGGCGACACUGACACGCACUACCGUUGCGCGAAGAAACGACACCCGAGUCUCUCGGCCAGUCCCGACGCCGUGCGGACGGCGCUGAAUCCGUUCUUCGAAGACGCGUGGGAAGGUAACAGACGUAUCGAUACGGAGCACCAGGUCGUCGUCUUUAUCGACAAUGCGGGGAAGUCGCCCAAGCUGGAAGAGAAUCUCGUCGUGUGGGAGACCGUCAGCUGCCUGCGCGAGAAGGGCUACGAAGUACCGAGGGCGUACUGCAGCGCUUUUAUGACGUCCCCGGAAGACGCUACAUUUUUCGUAACUUUACUUCGGAUAUCCUUCGCUUGCGUACUGAAGUACUUGGACGCACCCACGACUGCCGUGAGUUGGCCUCGCCACCUUCAGUAUACUACUGCAGGUGCAGAAAGUGUGACGGUCGAGCUGCCGCUGACUGUGGAGCCCACUCUUUCUCAGGGUGAUUAA